CACCAGGAGGUUGUGUUGUGUUUUGAGCAGGAUAGCAGACGCACUACGGUGAGUACAGCUUUGGCUUCCAAACAUUUGAUCGCUUGCCCGUACGUGCGUGUCGAUAUGUGCAUGUCACGUACGUAACUUUGGGGAAAUAUAUGUUUCUUGCCGACUCUGAUGGCGGCCGGGCUGUCGUCAAAAGCGUACAACGCCCGCCGCCGCCGCAUCUAAGUUAGCUUCUAUUUUUUUUUAGCUUCGCCAAGCUGAAAAUUAUUAACCGUGUAUUUACAUGUUCAUGGUUUAAUAGUAUUGUUGAUCUUCUGUCUAUCCUUCCAGUCAGGGUUUUUUUUAAUUUAGUUUCUAUCUGCCUUUGAGACUGAUGCUAUCACGUUAGCUCCGUAGCUAAGUUAGCUUCUAUUUUUUUUAGCUUCGCCAAGCUGAAAAUUAUUAAUCGUGUAUUUACAUGUUCAUGGUUUAAUAGUAUUGUUGAUCUUCUGUCUAUCCUUCCAGUCAGGGUUUUUUUUAAUUUUGUUUCUAUCUGCAUUUGAGCCUGCUAUCACGUUAGCUCUGUGGCUAAGUUAGCUUCUAUUUUUUUAGCUUCGCAAAGCUGAAAAUUAUUAACCGUGUAUUUACAUGUUCAGUCACUGUGAAUGUCCAUUUCGCGUUCUCGACUCUCAUUUUCAAGAGGAUAUAGUAUCUGAGGUGGUUUAAAAUACAAAUCCGUGAUCCACAAUAGAAAAAGGAGAGUGUGGAAUCCAAUGAGCCAGCUUGUACCUAGGUUACGGUCAGAGCGAAAAAAGAUACGUCUAUCACUGCCUCUCUAGUCCUUCACUGUAACGUUCCUCAUCCACAAAUCUUUCAUCCUGGCUCAAAUUAAUGGGGAAAUCGUCGCUUUCUCUGUCCGAAUGUCUCUCGCUCCAUUUUAAAAAAAGCGGAAUUGUGAGGAAUCCUUUGUCUUGUGACGUCACGCUACUUCCGGUAGGGGCAAGGGUUGUUUUUUAUCAGAUACCAAAAGUUGCAAUCUUUAUCGUCUUUGUUCUAUACUAAAUCCUUUCAGCAAAAAUAUGGCAAUAUUGCGAAAUGAUCAAGUAUGACACAUAGAAUGGAUCUGCUAUUCCCGUUUAAAUAAAAAAAAUUCAUUUCAGUAGGUCUUUAAAAUUGAAUGUACUAUGGUGCAUGAGUCACAUGACCGGCCUUCUCCUGAUUGGUCAGGAGGAGGCAGCAUGUGUGUGUGUGUGUGUGUGUGUGUGUGUGUGUGUACAUAAAUGCAGCAUGCAGGUGGUGUGUCUCCAUUCCAUCCACCCCAGCGCUGGAAGUGCAGAAAUGGAAGGUGGUCAGCAGGCCAACACGUCCCUGGAAGACAAGGAGAGGACAAACGUGCGUCUGGUGUUCCUGGGAGCGGCGGGCGUCGGCAAGACGGCGCUCAUCCGGCGCUUCCUGACGGACACCUUCGAGCCCAAACACCGGCGCACGGUGGAAGAGCUCCACCGGGAGGAGUACGAGGUGGGCGGCGUCAAAGUCAGCAUCAACAUCAUGGACACCAGCGGGAGUUACUCCUUCCCGGCCAUGCGCCGACUCUCCAUCCGGAACAGCGACGCCUUCGCUCUGGUCUACGCCGUCAACGACCCGGCGUCCCUAGAGGCGGUGAAGCGGCUGCGGGACGAGAUCGUGGAGGUGAAGGAGAACACGCACACACCCAUGGUGGUGAUCGGCAACAAGAUCGACUGUCACCAGGAGCGGCGGGUGUCCAGCGAGGACGUGCAGUCGGCGGUGGAGCUGGACUGGGACCACAGCCUGGUGCUGGAGGCGUCGGCCAAAGACGACGUCAACGUGCUGGAGGCGUUCCGGGAGCUCCUCCGUCGGGCCAACGUGCCCGGCUGGCUCGGUCCGGCUCUGUGCCGCCGCAGGGAGACUUUCCCCGCGGGCAGGAAGAAGACGCCGCCCAUGAACAAGGCCAACAGCUGCGCGCUCUCCUGAACAACGGACUGGAUCUAUUGAUCGGCAGCACGCAAUAGUCUUCAAAACUUAGUGACACUUUUCAGACUACGAACAACUUUGGACACAUUCAUGAGACUCAUAUGUGUAAAGUUUUUAUGUCGACUUUUGCUCAAAAUGUGCAUUCAUGUAAAACGCCAACUUUUUUUGAAUUUUUUUUCAACUACUGUAAACAUACUUUUGCAUAAUAAAGGCCAUACCAACAA
Molecule: messenger RNA, 2183 nt
Organism: Entelurus aequoreus (snake pipefish)
Lineage: Eukaryota; Metazoa; Chordata; Actinopteri; Syngnathiformes; Syngnathidae
Product: ras-related protein Rap-1b-like
Exons: 1
Coding region: 1159-1959 (266 amino acids)
Molecular function (GO): GTP binding; GTPase activity
Source: RefSeq, a predicted model, not a curated record